AUGCCUCCCCCUCCAAAUCUGGACCAAAUCCACUCCAUUGUGGGCUGCUCCAGCGACGCGUCUGCGAUCGCUGAUAAGUGCUGCGGGAUUCCUCCUAUUCUCUGCAGCGAUCAUCUGCAGAGAAUUGGAGAACACGUCCAAGAGUUCUCAUGUGGCCGCCUAUUCUACAGAACUUUCCACCUGGAUGAGAACAGAGACUCGCUCUACGUCGGCGCAAUGGACCGAGUGUUCAGAGUAUCACUGAGCAACAUCUCUCUGACCAACUGCGAGGGCGAUUCAGUGAAACUUGACCCGACGAGCAUCGCGACGUGCGUCAACAGAGGCAAGUCUGAGAACUUUGAGUGCCGCAACCACGUGCGGGUGAUACAGCCCAUGAGCGACGACAGGCUCUACGUGUGCGGCACCAACGCGCACAACCCCAAGGACUGGGUCAUCUAUGGCAACUUAUCACACCUACAGCGGCAAGAGCACGUGCCAGGCAUUGGUUCAGGCGUCGGCAGAUGUCCCUUUGAUCCUAACGACAACAACACGGCCGUGUGGGUGGAACACGGCAACCCUGGUGGUUUGGCGGGCCUAUACAGCGGCACCGUCGCAGAGUUCACUAAAGCUGAUACCGUCAUCUUCAGAGGAGACCUUUACAAUACCACCACCAAGAGGAGGGAGUAUCCCUUCAAGAGGACCAUUAAAUAUGACUCCAAGUGGCUUGACAAGCCAAACUUUGUGGGCUCGUACGACGUGGGCGAGUACGUGAUGUUCUUUUUCCGCGAGACGGCCGUGGAAUACAUCAACUGUGGCAAGAACAUUUACAGUCGAGUGGCACGAGUCUGCAAAAAAGAUACUGGAGGAAAGAACCUUCUCACGCAGAACUGGGCUACUUACCUCAAAGCCAGGCUCAACUGCUCCAUUCCUGGGGAGUUUCCUUUCUACUUCAACGAAAUUCAGUCCGUGUACAAGAUCCCCGGCGACGACUCGAAGUUCUACGCUGUGUUCACUACGAGCAUGAACGGUCUCAUGGGUUCUGCCAUCUGCACCUUCACCUUCGAUGCCAUCCAGAAGGCGUUCGCUGGCCGCUUCAAGGAACAAGCCACGUCUUCUUCCGCCUGGCUACCCGUGCUCACUUCCAAAGUCCCAGAGCCUAGACCGGGGCAGUGCGUCAACGAGUCCCAGACAUUGCCGGACAACGUGUUAACGUUCCUGCAGUCUCACCCUCUGAUGGACGAGGCUGUCUCUCACGAACACCACACGCCGGUUUACUUCAAGAGAGACUUGGUUUUCACUCACCUGGUCGUAGAUAAGGUCACUCCAGACACCCGCUCGCCUAUAUCGUCCACCUACACCGUCUACUACGCUGGUUCCAUUGAAGGCCGCGUAUACAAAGUGGUGCAGUGGCUGGACGCGGACGGCAUGUCGCACUCGCAGCUGCUCGACGUAUACGAAGUGACGACUCCUGAGCCCAUCACAGCCAUCAACAUCUCCCCCAAACACCAGAGUUUGUACGUAGCGUCGGACAACAGACUGCGACAAGUUGACCUGCUGCUGUGCCACGGUCGCUACGACAACUGCUUGAGAUGCUCACAGGAUCCUUACUGUGGCUGGGACAAGGAUGCCGGCACAUGCCGACCCUACCAACCUGGGCUGCUGCAGGACGUGACAGGCCUGACGCCCGGCGUGUGUGACGCGAGUAUCGGCAAGAAGAAGAUGCUCGUGACGUGGGGGCAGAGCGUCCACCUCGGCUGCGCUGUGAAGCUGCCGCGGCCCAUCGCCCUCAAGGACGUCACGUGGCACCACUACUCCAAGGAGAAGGGCAAAUAUCAGAUCAGAUAUCGGCACGAUAAGUACAUCGAGACGAGCGAGCACGGACUGGUGGUGCUGAGCGUGACGGAGCAAGACGCUGGUCGCUACGACUGCAAAGUUGGCGGCAACAUCGUGUGUUCCUACAACAUUACGGUCGACGCCCACCGCUGCUCUGCGCCCGCCAGAUCCAACGACUACCAAAAGGUGUACAGCGACUGGUGUCACGAGUUCGAGAAGUACAAGAUGGCCAUGAAAUCCUGGGAGCGUAAACAAGCGCAAUGCCUGAACCGUAGCAACGUGAGCACCCAAAGCACCCACGCGAACGACAUCUACCAGCACCCCAACAGGUUCCUCUGAGGUACGGCCUCCGCUCUGGCGCCCUCUCACGACUCUCCCUCGGCCGCCUGUCCCGCGACCCACCGCGUCACGCGCUCGUAUGUCGCCUUCGCGGCCGCUAUGCUGUACGCGGUCACUCGUGCGUAUCGAGUGUAACUGCGGUACAUGCAUCUACAUAAUAUCCUGCAUACGAACGUUACUACUGUUAUCAAUAUGACUUUUACGAUUUGAUUAUUUGUGUCAUCUGUACGUUAUUACGAAUCUGUGAGAUGUUUUUUUUAAUAUUUGUAGAUUCAAAGCAACAAUUCCUGUUUAGUUCUUUUUUCAUCGAGCAUGAACUAAUAACUAGGGAAAUGAAAUUAGAGAUGCGUGUCAACCAAAUACAAUCAGUGAUGUAAUUAGAAGGCGAUUAAAGCUACGUAACGUAACAGAAUCUAGUAUUCCCAAAGCUAAUUAAAUAGACAGUUGUAAACAUUUUCUGAUUAUACGGUUACACAGCCUCUUGGUUAUUAACAAAAUCUAACGGCCUUCAAUCAUUUCUCCGAUCGCGUAUUAAUUCGAGAGAAAUUUCGCUGUCCAAGAGAUGUCAUGAGUUUGAUUUAUCAAAAUAUUACUUAAACUCCUGGAUUGCUCAUUAUACAAUCGCCUCAAUAAUGCGAGUGUUGAAGGGACAAUGCCAUGUAACAAAUACUCCGGGGCAGAUGCCGGUAAACAAACUGCCUUGAAGCGCAGUUUUUGAACGUUUGUAUUUAUCAAACCAGUUUAUUUGUUGGAUCCAUUUUUGACAAUAUAAGACCCCUGGGUGAUGAAAAAAUGCAAAAUGUAAAUGAGCAGUAAAAUUGUUACCCAUCUUGCAACAGAUUGAAAUAACUGCCCUGCAAAAAAUAUUGCACGAAGAGGCACUUGAUGAAUAAGGUUUAAGAUCUGUCAUGACGCCUUGAUGGCGGUGAAGAUUAUGAACAUGCCAAUCUUUUUCAUUAUGAUACUGUGAUUACAACGAUAUACUUCUAAUGGCUUUUACUGCUCGUUGUAUUUGGGGCGAACUCAUGGUAGAUAAUUGUUGCAGCUAUUUUACUUGUUAAAAGUACGGACAUGGAAAGUUUUCUGAACAAAAGCGGAUUAAUUAACAUUAUUAAAGAUGACAACGGGUUUGAGGUGAGAAAAAAUUUGUUAUCGUGUUAUUUUGCAUCACUAUGCCUGCCCCAAUUGAGGUCAUAACUGCUAUUGAGGCAGUGCGAGGGUGUCGCAGCAAUAUCCUGCCACGUUUUUUGCUAAUUAGGAAUUAAAGCUCUGUAAAUAAUAAGAUCUAGACGUCCAUUCGCAGCUCCUGGUGGUGUUUUAUAAUGUCUCCCUAAUAACUCACUAGGCGCAGUUACCACCGACCACUGAAACGUACAUUGUUAUCAGCGCGCACAUCACAACUAUGAUGUUGUUACAGCACGCAACAGGCGAUCGUUUCGGCGAGGUGUUUUGCGUUCUAAUGCUACAUCGCUACACUUGCGUGAUGCAGUAUAGCUACUACAUCGCUACACUUGCGUGAUGCAGCAUAGCUACUACAUCGCUACACUUGCGUGAUGCAGUAUAGCUACUACAUCGCUACACUUGCGUGAUGCAGCAUAGCUACUACAUCGCUACACUUGCGUGAUGUGAAUGCUCUUGCACUCUGUAUUCUCUUCGAUCUCUAAUGUAUUUCCGGUGGCUGCAAGUUGUGUUAUGUGCUAGCGUUGGAUCGUACGUGGCUUUUAGCAGCUGCUGUUAACGUGUGUGCAGUAGUACGAGUCAUUCUGUCUCUCUCAAGAAUACAAGACGCUCCUUUGGUGUCGCUAGAUUGCACUACGUUAAGUCCGCAACACACACCGCGAUUUUGUACACAAUCAAGCAAAAUAGCUUCAUGGUAUUCACGAAGUCGGACUUUACAUUGAAACAUCAUCAUGCAGCUGAGCAGAAAAAAUAACUUAAAGCUCAGUAAGAACUUGAAUCCAACAGGAUUUAAUCUCAGCCUGCAUGAAUAACAGAAGUUAACUACGUUGUAUCGUCACAAAAAAUCGGUGUGUAGUGAGACCAUAGGCUCUCAUUUUCCAUCGUUGUUAAUCGUUUGACGCUUGGGUCAUCAGGGUAUUGUUCUUCAUAAACCCUACACAAAAUUACGUUAGACUAUGCCAUAAUUUUCUCAGGUUACUUUGUCUCGUUUCUGUUGACAAUCUCACUCUUUAUUGACGUGGUUGCUCCUUUUUUAUUUUUUUCUGGUGAGAAUUUGUUAUGAUGCUUGUCUAUCUCGUUCUUGCCCUUGAUUUGAUGUAGUGAAGUGAAUAUUUUGUAAUUAAGCGAAUCUAUUUUUCAUAUGCAACAUUCAAAGUAAUUUAAGAAUAACGCUAUCUCGAGCCGAAUUUUUGAAUGUGUUUAAGCUUAGUAGGAUCUGAAAGUGUAUGUACAAUUGUAUUGACGGAAGUAAAGGUGUUUAGAGGUUCUCAGCUUCAGAAAAUGAGCAGGGAAACUGUCGAUACGUAGUUACUGCAACCGAAGGGAUUAUUCUUGUAAUUAUAAUCUAUUGGUGACGUGAUGUCUGACAUGUGAUUUUCUUGUAAAUACUAACGUACCAUUACAUAUGUCCAACACCUAUCAUUUCAUUAAUUUCAGUUCACACCUUCUGUUGAUUAUCCAUGAGUUUAAAUAUUAGCACGUAUUUUAUUUGUAUUUCAUUACAAGCUUUCGUUAGGGCCUUCAUGGUCAUGUCGUUCUUGCAUUAUUUCUUUGCCGACCACUUAUAUAUAUUCUUAUCCCGGACCAAGAGAAUCUCAGGGUGAACGGUUCUAAUUUUACUUAGCACUUCAAGUGACUACGCAGUAUAAGCACAGUAUCGAUCGGAUCUUGGUUUUAUUUCAUUGAUUUAUGAGCGCCGAUGCUCUCUCUCAUUGACUGGAGAGAGUAGUCCGUUGUCGGAUAUCAUUGAACAAUAUUGAUCUAGAGUUGAACAAAUGAAGGGAACAUUCUACCCUUAAGCUCUUGAAAGGAUUUAUUCGAAAUACUCAAAAGUAACUUAAGUUUAUGACCUGCUUAACCGCACUGACUUUCUUCAAUCAAAUAUUGACAUUUGCAUUCGAAUGAAUGUUAGGUGUAUUAUUCUAUUUAAAGCAAUUAUAUCACUUCAAAUUCUUGAUUCCGACAAUAUAAACUGUUAGUGCAACAUAUUUAUUUGCACAACGAAUAUAUAAUAUUAUAAUUAGUUCAUGUUGAAAACUACCUUCCCAAUGCGCUGAAAUCUACAAAACUUCCUCGGCGUUUACGAGGCGAUGACAUAAAUAAAACUUCUACUCAUACCUUGCAUUUCAAGACAAUCCAUACGAAAAAAGUCUAUAUUCUGAAAAUUUUCUUUUCUUAUUUUGAAAGGAUGGUCAUAAUAUUUUCGACCGAUUUUUCAUGAAUCAGUCUUCGUUUUUACGGAUCUAAUGAAAAGGAUCGUCAUUUCUUAGAUGCACAAGUAUUGUCAGAGAACAUUUUAGGUCACGACUCAAUGCUGCUAUUGUGUACAUUAUUAGUAAGGAUGUUAUAGGCAUUACUUUAUGUAUUUUAGUGAUGAAGUUUAGUGCAUACGAUUUAUUUAUUUCACGAACAUUUUCAACGCUGGGUUUCUGAUGUCAAUAAUAAGUCAAUCGUCCAUUUUCAUAGCUGAUUACAGUCAUGCGGUAUGUUCGUUUCGGUUCAGUUGUGUAUUUUUAAAUCUUGUCCUUUUUACUCGAGCCAUCUUUUAAAAUGUGGAAUAAAUAUGUAUAAAUAAAACGUUUUAUAAUGA
Molecule: messenger RNA, 5920 nt
Organism: Hyalella azteca
Lineage: Eukaryota; Metazoa; Arthropoda; Malacostraca; Amphipoda; Hyalellidae
Gene: Sema2a
Product: semaphorin-2A
Exons: 15
Coding region: 1-2151 (716 amino acids)
Biological process (GO): negative regulation of axon extension involved in axon guidance; axon guidance; semaphorin-plexin signaling pathway
Molecular function (GO): semaphorin receptor binding; chemorepellent activity
Source: RefSeq, a predicted model, not a curated record